This is a messenger RNA of Rotaria sp. Silwood2, 1506 nucleotides long. NCBI's taxonomy places the organism in Eukaryota, Metazoa, Rotifera, Eurotatoria, Philodinida, Philodinidae. The record is from the annotation of a GenBank genome assembly.
AUGCAUAACAGUAAGAAUCGAAAUCUUUUAUUUAGACUUGAAUGUGCACAAAAUGAUGAUAUAAUAACAAAUAAUGAUAUAUUUCACUCAUCUAUAAAUAAUUAUCAUGAUUCAAAACAAAAAAUGUAUUCAUUAGAAGCAACAAAUAAUGAAGAUCUAUUAUUAAAUUAUCAUUAUAAUAAUACAUCAAUUACGAAUACCAACAAUCAUUUAUUAUUAACAGGGGAAGAAAAAGAAAUUUUACCAUAUGAAAUGAUUAUUUCGAAUGAGAAUGAAAAUUUGACAAUGGAAAUAAAUACUAAUAUACCUGAAGUAAUGAAUGAAAAUACUAUACUCAAUACUGGAUUCGAGUUAAAUCAAACAGUAUCAUUAACGAAUAGUAGUGCAUUUAGUACUGAAUCACUUUCAUUACCAAAUAAUCUUCGUUCUCGUAUUGGCUUAAAUGUCCAACAAACAGAUAAGUCUGAAAUAAUUCAAUCAAUUCGAACUUCUCAAGAGAUUAAUCAACAAAAAUGUUUCCAACAAUAUAAAAAUAAUAAUAAUAUAUCGAUUUCUUAUAUAUGCAUAAUUAUAUUCUUGGCUUUACCAUUUAUUCUUGGACAUAUUGUUACACGAUGGGAUCAAUCGAAUAUAAGUAAAAUCGUGGAAGAACUUGCUAAAACAAAUCAACGUUUUAAUGACGUAAAAGAUAUCCGUAUAGGAUAUGUUGAAGAGAAAUUCACAAAACAGUUAGAAGAAAAACUUCAAACGAUGAUUCAUCAACAAUCAGCAUGGCAUGAUCAUGAAAAAUAUGCUUUUAGUUUACAAAUACAUGAACUUCAAGAAAUAUUAAAGAUGACACGACAACAUUUGACAAAUACAAUUCAUCAACUAACUCAAGAGAAUGAACAAUUACAAGAAAAAAUCAAAUUAUUAGAACAUCGUUUAGAAGUAACUCAAGAACAGUAUUCAAAAAAUACGAAAAUAUGCAUAGAAGGCGUUAAUUGUACAAAAUCAACGUUCAAUCAAUUACUUACUAUUAUAUUCAAGCAAACAGCUUCUAUUGCUGCUGAUAUUUCAGUCACUUUAUCGAGUUUUUUUGAAUACUUAAGUGCAUCAGUUAGUAAUAUCGUUGAUCAUCGUCAUAAAUAUGUUGAAAAAAGUAAACGAAAGUUAACUAAUUUUGCUAGUUUAUCAACUGUUAAAAAAAUUCAAAUAUCAUUACGUCGUAGUAUUGAUAAUCUUUUUUCAUCAUUUCGCAAAGCUAAAUUAAAUUAUGUUACAUGGUUUAAAUCACGUAUACAACGUCGAAAACAAAAUCAAAUACAGAAUAAUGAAAAAGAAAAACAAUACCGACAAAUACAUAAAAAACAUCCAUGGCGUUGGACAUUUCAACAAGAUUUUAAUCGAAAACGCACACAUGAUCAAAGAUCAAGUAGAGAAAAAACUUGUUAUUCAAAAGAUAAUUUUCCAAUGAAUAAAAUAUGUUCAAUAAAAAAUUGGAUGGUUAAAUUUCUCCGACCAUAA